CCCCUCUACUUCUGUGCCUGGUCUCCCUCCCCCCAGUCAGUACACCUUUCCCCUCCUCUGUUGUACAGGCGUCUCCAUUUUCUGCAUCGGUGAUUUUGUACUCUUAGGACUCCCGUGCAGAGACCAGGUCUUCUUCCCACCUGGGGUACUGUGUGUGGUCCCCAGGCAGGUCUUGGUUCACCUAUCAGAAGUUCUUGGGUCAGGAAACAGACAGCACAGAGUUUGGCCACUGUUGUUAACCAUGCCUUGGAUCCCUGCUGGAGGAGGACGCCUGUUGCUGUUGUUAAUGGUCAUUUUGGGACUUGGACAUAGUCUUCAUUUACAGAAGGUGAGAAAAAGUGACCACAAACCUGGUGUAAAACCAGAAUAUACACGUCUAAUACGGCAGAAACGGGAAUGGAUUAUCCCACCUCUUUCAAUACCAGAAGAACAGGAUAAUUCUUUUAGGAAUCCUAUAGCAAAGAUACAAUCUGACUACCAGGGCUCCAAAAGAAUUCGAUAUUUGAUCACUGGAGCAGGAGUUACUGAGCCCCCUCUUGGCAUAUUCUAUAUCAAUGAGAGGACUGGUGAAGUAAAUGUGACUGGGAUUGUGGACCGAGAGGAAAAUCCAAUGUUCUAUCUCAAAGGAUAUGCAUUGGAUCAGAGCGGUAAAGAUGUUGAGCCACCUAUUGAUCUUCGUGUAAAAGUUCUAGAUAUCAAUGAUAACUUCCCAAUGUUUACAUCUGAAGUUUUUAUCGGUGAGAUUGAGGAAUUGAGUGAAGCAGACACCCUUGUAAUGAAGCUAAGUGCAACUGAUGCGGAUGAUCCACAGACAUUGAAUGCUAAACUUGCCUACAAAAUUAUCUCUCAAGAGCCAAGUUCACCACCAAUGUUCGUGAUCAUAAAAGAAACAGGUGAAGUUCGCACAACUUCAGCCUCAAUCGACAGAGAGCAACAAACCAGUUACAGUCUGGUUGUGGAAGUGAAAGACUUGGAUGGGGCUCCAGGUGCGCUCGCUGGAAGAUCUACGCUGAAAGUCAAAGUUAAAGAUGUUAAUGACAACAUUCCAUACCUGGAAUAUGAGGAGUAUGAAGGUAGCGUGGAAGAAAAUACAGCUAAUGUGGAAAUAGUGCGUAUGAAAGCAAUUGACCUUGAUGAAGAAUUUACAGAUAAUUGGUUGGCCAACUUCACAAUCAUCUCUGGAAAUGAAGGUGGCCAUUUUGAAAUAAUAAGAGAUUCUAAAACAAAUGAAGGAAUACUAAUGAUUGUUAAGGAAGCCGAUUAUGAGGAAAUACAAAAUGUUGAACUGAAAGUAGUUGUUUCCAACCAAGCAGAAUACCACCACUCGGUUUAUAAAUCCAGUGGCGGUGGCAGCGGCGGUGGUGGUGGUGGUGGUGGAGCAGCAGGUGGUGGAGGGGGAAGAGUUGGAAAGUCCAUUCCCAUUAAAGUGAAGGUGAAAAAUGUGCCUGAGGGUCCUGUGUUUAGGCCAAGGAGAAAAUCCCUUGUGAUCAAGGAGGGAAAAAGUGUAAUGAUCAAUCAAGUUAUCGGUUCAUACCAAGCAACUGAUGGAGACUCUGGAAAAAUUGCUUCAAAUGUCAAGUAUGCAAAGGAGUAUGACCCAGACAAUUGGUUCAUGAUUGACCCAAUCACAGCUGAAAUUAAACUUUCAAAAAUACCAGACCGUGAGUCAAUAUACGUAGUAAAUGGGACCUACAUGGCAAAGAUUUUGGCUAUUAGUGAAGUUCUUCCAGGAAAAACUGCAACAGGGACCAUUGCAAUUGAAGUUGAAGAUGAAAAUGACAAUUGUCCAACACUAGUAGAACCAGUGCAAACUGUUUGUGACACAUCUUCAUUUAUCAACGUGACUGCUGUGGACCUUGAUGGAUACCCAAAUGGUGCUCCUUUCACAUUUACAGUCAUUGAUGAGCCAGUAGGAUUUGCUAAAUUAUGGACAAUUGGUAAAAAAGAUAAUGUUAGCGUGCAACUGAAGCCUACAGAGACCUGGCCUGGUAUACAUACAAUUCAGCUUUUGGUUACUGACAAUCAAGGAUUAAGCUGUCCGACAUUACAGGUCCUUAAGUUAACUGUCUGCACCUGUGGAGAUGGUUUUGCUUGUAGAGACAAAAUGGUGGACACAUCUGUUAAAUUGGGAGGUGGAGCCAUUGCACUCAUGAUCCUUGCCUGCUUGAUAUUAUUAUUGAUACCACUUUUGUUACUAAUGUGCUACUGUGGAUCUGGAGGAAAAGGAUUUAUGGCCAUUCCUGAUGGGACAGAAGCGACGAUUCUGAGUUCAAACCAUGAACUGGCAGAACCACUGAACAUGGCUUCUCUACCAAUUGUUUCAGUAAUGGCUGGUGAGAAUGGAGGGGAAGUUGGUGCUGGAAUAAAAUCUAAUGGGUAUGGCUUCCAAUCUGAAGGAUAUGGAAACAAUUUAAAAGGAAUGUACUCAUCCACAACGAACACACGAUGGGAAGAGCACAGAGGACUUAUGUCUGGCGCAGGGCAUGCUGAAGGGUUCGGUUUUGGAAACCAAUCAAUAGGAGUUUUAGCUUCAGGAAGCGGUUCGGGAGUGGGAGCUGGUGGCGGGUUUGCAGCUGCCGGAGAUGGUGGGGCUUAUGCAGCUGGAAGUGCAGUGGCCCUGAAUGAAGACUUUUUAAAAGAAUACUUCAAUGGUAAAGCCAUUUCAUUUGCCGACGAGGAGGAUGCACAGCCAUCCAAAGAUUGCAUUCUGACUUAUUCCCAAGAAACCGAAUCACUUGCAGGCUCUGUUGGCUGCUGUAGUUUCAUUGAAAGUGAAUUUGACGAGACAUGUCUGGAUAAUUUAGGGCUGAAGUUUAAAGUUCUGGCAGACAUUUGUCAAGGCAUUGAAUUAAGCUCUGCUGGGCACAUAGAAGAGUACAGAUCCUAUGAUAAUCUCAGGCAAGAUACACUGCAAGCACAAGAAAACUUGGAAUUUGCUGCAGCUCAAGAGCAAGAAGAGUUUGACCUACGAAAUGCUUCACAAUUCGAAACCGCCUAUACUUCAUCAUCCAUGGGCCACCAUAUAACUGAGCCAGAAACUGCAAUGAUAGAAGAAGUGGUUGAUCAGUCCUACGGAUCUUCGAUGUACAUUCAUGAGCCUGUUGUUCGUGGUAAUGUCCUUGUGACAGAGAAGACCUACACCACAGGUCCUCCAAUGCGAUUUGAGCCACUGCAUCAGCAAAACGUGCUGGUGACAGAGAGGGUAAUUCGUCCUGCUUCUAGUAUGCAUAAAAUUAUUGACAUUGCAGAUGGGCAAAAUGUUAUGGUUACUGAGCGUAUGAUCAAAUCAGACAAAGGUAGGUCUGGAUUAGAUGUUGGUGAGCUUUCAGAUUCACAAUACUUACUUGUAACUGAAAGGGUCAUGGCACCUAGCUCAGGUUUAAAGACCUCAAUGAGCAUUCCUGACAUAUCUGUAGGGCAAAAUGUUCUAGUUACUGAAAGGCAUUAUGCUCCAAUAUCCAGUGUACAGGGCAAUGUCCUAAUUCAAGCUGAACGAUCUGGUGGGCAAAGUGUGGUGGAGAACAGAACAGUCGCAGAAAGUGGGUUAGAAGGCCAGAUUAACUUUAAUCAAGGUGGUUAUUUGAUGGAAGAACUGCCUCCUUCCAGUAGCAAUGUAGGGAAAUCAACAAGCCGAGUCACGAAAUACAGUACUGUACAAUAUACUCGUUCUUAAGCAAUAUCUUAGAAUGCAAGCUUGCUAUUGAAGUUUGAAAGGUUUUAAUAGUGUAAAGUAAAUAGUUAUUCGUUUUCUUUAAGCUUGGCAAUUACGCAGUUUUAUUUUUAAGAUCCCUUCCAAACAGAAUAUCAAAUAGUAAAUCUUUCCAGCUACACAGAAUAUUUUGCAAAACCCAAUUUAGGAAAUGUCUAGCAGUCAUUCAGUAUGUUGCACUCUAGUGUUAGUAUUUGAAAGGGAAACCCACUAGUAAUUGCUUACACAGUGUUGUUUUGGACACUUGAGAAACACUGAAACCUUCAUUUUAAUAUCUAUCCUUUCUGCUUAAGAGUCCAGCACAGUAAGUCAGAAUGCAUAGUAUGUAAUGUGCAUUCAAAAAGGAAGCAAAUGUAUACAGAUCCUUUUUACCCUUCUUUUAGAGGCAAAGCUUUUUAUUUUAAAGACUGCUUUACCUUUUGGUGUUCUAUCAAUAUGAUGGUUAAAUAGAUUGUAUCAUUACCUGGAAAGAAA
Molecule: messenger RNA, 4183 nt
Organism: Pelobates fuscus (common spadefoot toad)
Lineage: Eukaryota; Metazoa; Chordata; Amphibia; Anura; Pelobatidae
Gene: DSG2
Product: desmoglein 2
Exons: 15
Coding region: 242-3673 (1143 amino acids)
Biological process (GO): homophilic cell-cell adhesion
Cellular component (GO): desmosome; plasma membrane
Molecular function (GO): calcium ion binding
Source: RefSeq, a predicted model, not a curated record